ACACAUUCUUACCAAUUGUAAUUCUGACGUCUGUCCACAGUUAGUGUUGCUUCGGGGGACAUUACACUUUCUUCCGUCUGCUCGUUCGAUUCAGGCUCGUAUCGGUAAGGUUUAAUAGAACCAGAUACUUCAGAAUCAUCGGAGUCAGAUUCAAUCUCGCAAACGAGAUCGAGAGAACUGCUUAAAUCCGAUAAGCCUUCAAAACUGUCAUCGCCCUCCAUUACGCAUCAAAAUAAACACUAUAAAAUCUACAGCAGUUGUCUGGCUAGCGUUCUCGCGCUGACGUCACAAGGUAGUGGUAUCAUUUUUACGCCGCAAACUGGGGAGUCGAUUUGUUUCACUUAAAACGUUACAUUUAUCGCGUAAAUAAAGUUUCUCGCCUGUAAACGUUGGUAAGACUACGUAUUAUAAUAAGAUGUAUUGUUUCACACUAAGUUUAAUAUUCGUGUCAUGAGCACUUUAAUGUGUAUUUGUUUCUUCAGUCCGCGAAUUUAAAGCUUCAGCAAAGUGAAAGACGGCAGCUUUUUUAUCUGAAUUUUGUGGGUUGUUUCUUGUAAAUCCUACCCUGAAUUUAUUAUCUUAAAAUGGGAAAUGCUGAUGUUUUUAACACAAUACUUCACAGUAAAAGAAUCAAGUGAUGACAACUUCAUGCCAAUAUGCUGCAAGUGCAUUGAACAUGCUGGUAGUGGUAACAAAGACCUAAAGGAAACUAUUGCAGUGAAUGAUAAAAUACUCAACAUCAUGGAGGGAAUUUACAGUGGUGAGAUGGAUUCUUUGACACCAUGGAAAAAAAUGUUUGUUAAAUAUCAAAUGUUAAAUGGUAACAAGAAUCUACAUGGACGAAGGUAUCAUCCUGAUGUCGUAAGAUGGGCUAUUGAGUUGUAUAGCAAAUCACCAUCCGCUUAUGAGCAGUUGCGAAAGAGUGAAGUCCUAGUUUUACCGGCGAAAAGUACUAUAAAACAAUAUAGAAAUCAAGCCGAUACAAAUGCGGGAAUCAACCAGGAAGCAUUGUCUGAGAUUGAACGAGUGACUGCGGGCGGAAAAAGUUUACCUGGUUAUUUAACAAUAGAUGAAAUGAAAAUUCGGGAAAAUCUUAUUCUAAGAGAAGGAAAGUUGGUGGGUUUCGUAGACUUUGGCCCAAACAACAAUUGCUUACCAGAGAUUGCCACCCAUAUAUUAGUAUUCUAUCUGCGCACAGUCAGACGUGAGAUAUCACUGCCAAUUGCAUGGUAUCCAACAAAAUCCACUUCAGCAGAAAAUCUAGCUUUACUCUAUUGGAACAUUUUGUUUGCAUGCGAAACUAGAAAUGUAAACAUUCAUGCAUUAGUUUCUGAUGGGCAUCCAACCAACAGAAGAUUGUACAAAUUGCUCAGUGGAGUAGAUAAUUUGACAGGAGAAAAUGGGCUGACUGCUCCAAACCCAUGUGCGCCAAAAAGACCUGUAUUUUUGUGCUCUGACCCGUCACAUUUGUUAAAGACUGCAAGGAAUGCAUUGUAUUCAUUAAAGCCAACAGGAAGUCUAUAUUUACACAAAGGUGGAAGAGAUAUAUUGUGGACACAUGUUCAGCAAUUGUUUGAUCAAGAAAGGGCUAUGGCUAUUUUAAAGAGAACUCCUCUUUCUGAAGAGCACAUUAAUCUAAAUGCUUUUAGCAAGAUGAAAGUGAACUUGGCAAAAGAUACUUUGUCUUGGAAAGUUGGAAAAUGUCUGUCAACAAUAAAAGGCGCAGAAGGAACAUCUGAUUAUGUAUUGCUGUUUUCAAAGUGGUUUGAUAUAGUGAACUGUCAUUGGAGUCACCCCAUAAGAACGAUGGAAGAUGACAGAAUAAUUUGGUUGAAAGAACAUUUUAUAAAAACAUUGAUUGAGUGGAAGAGAGAAAUAAAAACCACUGAGAAGAAAACAAUUAUACCCCAACCAACAUUUGAAGGUUUAUUAUUUACAACCUUCAACUUUAUUAACCUUUGUGAGCGACUUUUAUAUUCUUUGGAAUAUGUUUGUUUGUCUUGGAAGUUUUACCCAAGAUAUUUUAGAAGCGUUCUUUGGAAACCUGAGACAACUAGGUCAGCGUUCUCAAAAUCCUGAUAUUGUGAAGCAGCAUAUGGCAUUCAGCACAUAUUGAAGAGAAAGAUAAUUAAGAAAGUUAAGGGUGGGAAUACAACAAACGGAAC
Ciona intestinalis (vase tunicate) is the source of this 2165-nucleotide messenger RNA. The record is from RefSeq and is a predicted model, not a curated record. NCBI's taxonomy places the organism in Eukaryota, Metazoa, Chordata, Ascidiacea, Phlebobranchia, Cionidae.